This is a messenger RNA of Carya illinoinensis, 921 nucleotides long. Its product is annotated as peroxiredoxin Q, chloroplastic. The transcript has 4 exons. Lineage: Eukaryota; Viridiplantae; Streptophyta; Magnoliopsida; Fagales; Juglandaceae. The record is from RefSeq and is a predicted model, not a curated record. Gene Ontology annotation, biological process: cellular response to oxidative stress; cell redox homeostasis. Bases 67 to 708 code for a protein of 213 amino acids. Gene Ontology annotation, cellular component: cytoplasm; chloroplast thylakoid membrane. Gene Ontology annotation, molecular function: thioredoxin peroxidase activity.
UAUAAAGGGAACAAAUACGAAGUGGCUUAUUGCAGAACUUUUCAGUGCGCUCUCUAGUCUAUACCCAUGGCUACACUCACUCUCCCAAAGCACUCUAUUCCCUCUCUGCUCCCGACUCAAAGUCCCACACACCCAUUGUCUCAUAACUUCCCAAUACUCUCCAAGUCAUCUCAAUCUCAGUUUUAUGGCCUCCAGGUCUCUUAUUCUCCCUCUCGUUCAAUCCCCUCAUUUUCUUCGAUGAAGGGUUCCAUUUUUGCCAAGGUGAACAAAGGUACGGUCCCACCAUCGUUCACAUUGAAAGAUCAGGAUGGAAGGAAUGUGAGUCUCUCCAAAUUCAAAGGCAAGCCAGUGGUUGUCUAUUUCUACCCUGCAGAUGAGACCCCUGGCUGCACAAAACAGGCUUGUGCUUUCAGGGAUUCUUAUGAGAAAUUUAAGAAAGCAGGAGCUGAGGUUGUUGGGAUUAGUGGUGAUGAUUCAUCGUCUCACAAGGCUUUUGCAAAGAAAUAUAGGCUUCCUUUCACUUUGCUUAGUGACGAGGGAAAUAAGGUGAGGAAAGAUUGGGGAGUGCCUGCAGAUCUGUUUGGAACACUGCCUGGGAGACAGACUUACGUUCUUGACAAGAAAGGGGUGGUUCAGCUCGUCUACAACAACCAGUUCCAACCCGAAAAGCAUAUCGAUGAGACCUUGAAACUACUUCAAAGUCUUUGAUGGCUUCUUCUUUUCCCUUUUUAUAAUGUGUCUCGGACUUGCAGCAAUAAUAAUUCUUCUAUGAUUCAGAGCCCUAAGUAAUUACUUCAGCUGUUAGCCAAAUUUGGACCCAUCAUCCUAUCAGGUGAGAAGCUGAUCGGUUCGGCUCUAGAACAUCAAAGUAUUUAGACAUGUUUUUAAAGAAUGAGAAAUGAAGUAUGAUGCUUCUUGUUA